This is a messenger RNA of Rhodofomes roseus, 1442 nucleotides long. Its product is annotated as Aldo/keto reductase. Lineage: Eukaryota; Fungi; Basidiomycota; Agaricomycetes; Polyporales; Fomitopsidaceae. The transcript is spliced from 9 exons. The record is from RefSeq and is a predicted model, not a curated record. The coding region runs from base 234 to 1262 and encodes 342 amino acids.
GUUCUGCCACAGAUCUCUGAGUCUCACGGCGGAGUGACGAGCGCCCAAGGGCAGAUUCCAAGCAUUGCCGGACCAUCUCCUCUCCAUCUUUUCUGGUCAUCCCCGUGGUCCGUUCAGACGGCCGGACCAGUUGAUAUAGCUACAAGUUAUAAAUCCAGCGCACUCGGUGCCGCAACCUGAACCCGGCCCUCCAUCCUUGGAUUAUUCAUCACCGACUUGGUUAACCAAGCACUAUGACCACAUCGGAUAUUCCGCUGGAAACCUUCCGGCUGGGUCCCUUCACGGUGCCCAGACUGUUUACAGGGCUUUGGCAGCUCUCCAGCAAUGCCUGGGGAAGCGCGUCUACUCCCAAAAUUCGCAGCCAAAUGGCGCAAUACGCAGACGCAGGGUACACUGCUUUUGACAUGGCUGACCAUUAUGGCAGCGCUGAGAUCAUCUUUGGACAAUUCAGAAGGAACUUUCACGCACCAGAAAGGAUCAUGGGCGGUACCAAGUGGUGUGUCUUCCGAAAGACAGAUCCGACACGGGCGGUCGUCGAGGCCGCCGUGCAAGAACGCUUAGACCGCAUGCAGUCGGAGCGUGUCGGCCUCCUACAGUUUCACUGGCAGGAUUACAGUGACAAGAACUACCUCACCGCCCUCCGUCGCCUCCAGGACCUCCAGCUCGAAGGCAAAAUCGUAACGCUUGGGCUAUGCAACUUUGACGCGAUCAGGAUGGAUGAGAUCUGCACAGAGCUCGGACCUGGUGCGAUCGUAUCCAACCAAGUACAGUUCUCGUUGAUUGAUACUAGGCCCCUGCAUGGGAUGGCCGACGUCUGCGAGCGACACAACGUGAAGCUUCUCACCUACGGUACCGUGUGUGGCGGCUUCCUAGCAGACAAAUGGCUAGGGCAGCUCGAGCCAGAUCUGUACUCCGGCAACCUAACGCCAUCCCAGAGGAAGUAUCUCGACAUGAUUCUGAAGGCGUGGGGCGACUGGCCGCUCUUCCAGAGCCUGCUCUCUGUUCUCCGCAAGAUAGGCGACCGCCACGGCGGCGUGAGCAUCGCAAACGUGGCCACACGGUGGGUGCUCGAUCACCCCUGCGUUGGCGCCGUCAUCAUCGGAGCGCGUCUUGGGUUGUCCGAGCACACGGACGACAACCGGCAAGUAUUCGGAUUCCGGCUCACCGCGGAGGACAACGCAGAAAUCGACGCGGUGCUCGAUCAGAGCAACGGCAGGAGGCUCAUCACCUCCAUUGGCGAUUGCGGCGCGGAGUAUCGCUAGCCGAGGUGUCCUAGGCUAGGGCACCCCGCCAGUGCUUGGCUUGGUGUACUGUUUGGGUCUCGGGGGAAAGGACGACAUGUAGUAGGAUAGAUCGAAGUGUGGAACUGACGCCUCAGAGCGGCCUAGGAAGAAUGGUGUUGGAGCUCUAGUUGCGGGUGCAUUGAUGGAAGUGAUCAACGC